AGGAUUACCCCAAAAAUCGUCACCCUGGCUGGAGCAGGGGCUCGGUGGCCUACCACGCAGACGACGGAAAGCUGUUCCAUGGCAGCGGGGUCGGAGAUCCCUUCGGCCCCCGCUGCUACAAGGGCGACGUGAUGGGCUGUGGGAUCAUGUUCCCUCGGGACUACGGCCGGGACAGCGAAGGUGACAGCGAUGACGCCUCGGAGCCCCCCGAGGUGAAGGUGAAGGUGCGCAACGUGAUGUACCUGGAGGAGGAGGAGGAGGAGGAGGAGGAGGAAGAGGAGGAAGAAGAAGAGGAUGGGGAGGACAUGGAGCAGGAGCAGGAGGGCAGGAAGGUCGUGGUGUUCUUCACACGGAACGGGAUGGUCGUGGGGCGCAGGGAGGUUGGGGUCCCCCCCGGGGGGCUCUUCCCCACCGUGGGGAUGCUCAGCACUGGUGAGAAGGUCAAGGUGGACCUGCACCCCCUGAGUGGAUAAAGGGGGCCCCGCGUGGGGCCCCCCAAAACCUGAAACCCUGCGGUGCUCCUGGUGCCCCCUCCGGGCCCUCCCAGUGCACUUUAGGGGGUUUCCACAGCAGUGGGGACCCCCCCAAGGUGGUUUUUAGGGGGUUCACUCCUGCCCCCACCCCCAUAAUGUCCCUCUUAUGGCGCCUCUUUGGUGGGGGGGGUUCCCCUCAUUGAAUCCCCCCUCAAAAGUACCCCACCCAUGCCCCCCUAGAUGGUUUUUGGGGAGUCUCAGCCAUGGCCCCCUCAUUUUUGGGGGACUCAGUCCUGUUUCC
This is a messenger RNA of Zonotrichia albicollis (white-throated sparrow), 774 nucleotides long. The record is from RefSeq and is a predicted model, not a curated record. Lineage: Eukaryota; Metazoa; Chordata; Aves; Passeriformes; Passerellidae.